AGUGCGAAUCGAUAACCAUAACUACGUCAGCCUGUAUCUCCAGCAAAGCCGAUCUCUCAGAACCAUAAACAUAUAAACUCGUUUACUGCAGCAGGUUACAUGUCUUUACAGUUCAGAGACUAUCACCAACAUUUACAAUGGAGCUGACCGGAGAGCAGCUGAAAGACGCAGAGACCCAGCUGAGAAGACAUCUACCACGGUCACUACUGGUGUACGGUAAUUUGGUCCUGUUAAACAGAGUUAGCUCAGACCCUGUCCAGGUGUUGGUGGACACAUGGCCACAAUUCACUGUGAUUGUCUGCAGACCAAUGCAUGUGCAGAAAGGUGAUCUUUUCAAAGAUAUACUGUUUUUUGCAACGGAUGAAGCUCUUAUGGAGGAAACCAUACGAAAGUCCUCUAUCCUUGAUUGGACCAGGUUUCUUUGUCUUGCAAUCAGUCAUCGGCACAUGGAGACAUUCAAUGCAGUGGCAUCAGAACACGUGUCCAGCAAGAAACUGGCAGUGUGUCACAUGAUGAUAUUAGAGGAUGUAGCCAAGCUUCCCUCUGUAGACAGCUCAGGAAUCUCCCUCGGCUCUCUGGAUGAAUCCCACGUUUGCUGGGUGAGUCAGACGUGGAAGUUCGCAAAUGAUGACGAGGCUGUGGGGAUGAUCCGCAACAUGAUCGCAAACUUCCCCUCCUGCUGCGUGCUGGAUGCACAACGUAGGCCAGUGUCCUGGAUCCUGACCUAUGCAUCGUGUGCCAUGGGAAUGCUGUACACUCUGCCAGAGCACAGAGGCAAAGGCUACGCCAAAGUCCUCAUCAGCACCAUGGCAAAGAGGCUCCACACUCAGGAAUAUCCAGUCUACUGCUUCAUAGAGGAGGAGAACCUGGCCUCCCACAGGCUUUUUAAAACCAUGGGCUUUACUGAAGAUCCCACAUACAGGCAGGCCUGGGUGGCAUUUAAUGAACAGCUCAGUGGAUGGUAACAAAUACAAAUAUUAUAUAUUCUAAAUAACUGAUGGACUUUAGACAAACAAAUUAAGUUCAGCAAAUUCAUUUGCUUAUUGAGCACAGAAAAGGCAGGCAAACAAGUCGUUUAAAAGCUGAUGGUUUUGUCCUACAGCAUUGUUAGAAGUUAAGUUGCCUUAAACUGAAAAACCUGCUUCAUGGAAAUGCACUCACAUAUCUCUCUUCAAACACCUCAUUUCUUUUCUGAAAAAUCCAUUGACGUAUGACCGGAUCUGGAAUGAAAAGAACAAAUCGUAAUGUCAAAAAAUAUCUGUAUAUAUACCUGUUUCAUGACAUUGGCAUUUUUUUAUAAAUUUAUUUCUGACUAAAAUCGAUCCUGCAUUAAAAACUGAAAUAAUUUUUAAA
Messenger RNA from Platichthys flesus (European flounder), 1353 nucleotides. RefSeq lists its product as uncharacterized. Gene Ontology annotation, cellular component: mitochondrion. NCBI's taxonomy places the organism in Eukaryota, Metazoa, Chordata, Actinopteri, Pleuronectiformes, Pleuronectidae. The record is from RefSeq and is a predicted model, not a curated record. Gene Ontology annotation, molecular function: glycine N-acyltransferase activity.